Polistes canadensis is the source of this 2009-nucleotide messenger RNA. It is a transcript of the gene TBPH, whose product is annotated as TAR DNA-binding protein 43-like. The coding region runs from base 96 to 1502 and encodes 468 amino acids. Gene Ontology annotation, cellular component: nucleoplasm. Gene Ontology annotation, biological process: regulation of gene expression. NCBI's taxonomy places the organism in Eukaryota, Metazoa, Arthropoda, Insecta, Hymenoptera, Vespidae. The transcript is spliced from 4 exons. The record is from RefSeq and is a predicted model, not a curated record. Gene Ontology annotation, molecular function: RNA binding.
CAAGCAAGAGAAGAAAGAAUAUAAUUAAAUAAAAAAUAAAUAGGCGGUGAGUGUGUUUUAAGAAAGAAAGAAAGAAAAAAAAAAAAGAGACAAAUAUGACGUCCUACAUCCAAGUCGCUGAAGAUGAGGGAGAAGAACCGAUAGAGCUGCCUACUGAAGACGAUAGCACGCUUUUAUUGACCACCCUGUCUGCUCAAUUUCCCGGGACGUGUGGCCUUAAAUAUCGCAAUCCAGAAUCCCGGACGAUGCGUGGUGUACGACUCGUUGAGGGCCGACUUCAUCCACCUGAAAAUGGUUGGGGCAAGGCAGUCUAUUUCUGUGUGUUUCCUAAAGAAAAUAAGCGUAAAUCUGAUGACCAUUUGGAAAAUUCCACAGCUAAGACAAAGAGAAUGGAAACAAAGUUACGUUGUACAGACUUGAUCGUACUGGGCUUACCAUGGAAAACAACCGAGCAGAACUUGAGGGAGUACUUCGAGGCAUUCGGUGAAGUUCUAAUGGCACAAGUAAAGAAGGAUGCAAAAUCUGGUCAAAGCAAAGGAUUUGGAUUCAUACGAUUUGGAAGCUAUGAAUCGCAGUUAAGAUGUCUUGCUCAACGACACAUGAUAGAUGGGAGGUGGUGCGACGUCAAGGUUCCCAAUAGUAAGGAGGGAAUGAUUCAGCAAGUACCCUGCAAGGUAUUCGUGGGACGCUGUACAGAAGACCUAACUGCAGACGAUCUACGCGACUAUUUCUCCAAAUUCGGUGAAGUUACGGACGUGUUCAUCCCAAAACCUUUUCGCGCAUUUUCAUUUGUAACUUUCUUAGACCCAGAAGUAGCACAAUCUCUCUGUGGAGAAGACCACAUUAUAAAAGGAGUUUCCGUUCAUGUUUCUAAUGCAGCGCCAAAGUCAGACGGCAUUAAUAAGAAUUUUAAUAAUCAAGUUAAUUCAAAUGUACGUGGUAGGGGAGCACCUGGACCGGUAGAAAACAAUGUACAGGGAAAUUAUCAGGGAAACAGAUAUAUGGGCCACUCGGGUAAUAACAUGGGCCCAAACGGUUGGAACAAUCCUGGUAACAGAGGUAAUUUGGAUAUGCCUAAUCUCCAAGCGUUAGGUAUUACUGGUCAAAAUAAUGGGGGAGGCGGUGGUGGUGGAUUAUCAAAUCCAUUAGCAAUGGGUGGGUUAAAUUUAUCCGCGUUACCAGUUAAUCCUGCAUUAGUAGCAGCCGCAUUAAAUCAAGCAUCCUGGGGACUGAUCGGUAAUCUUCAGAAUCAGGGAAACGAUCAAGGAUAUUCAAAUCAACCAGGGCCCCCAGGUCAACCGCCUUCAGGCAAUAACAGUAUUGGUAAUAGCGGUAAUUCUGGGUUUCUUAGUUGGAUGAAUCAAGGUGGCGGUGAUGGUAAUACAGGUAAUCCUGGUACUGGGGGUCCUGGUCCAAAUAAUCCUAAUGCUUCCCAGGGUGCUUGGCAAAAUCAUCCAGGUCAACGUGAUCAAAAGUCGAAUACAUUUCUCAAAUACGAGUAAACUUGGUCGGGACUCCGAGUCUACUCGUAAAAGGAGGGUGGUUUCCUUUAGUCCCGAAGUACUAACGUUAAAAAACAGCAAAGGUCAGGAAGUUAAUAAGGGUACAAAGCAAACGAUUUACAAAAAGAACCAAAGCUUUCAAUGACAUUAAAAUGACAAACAAAAAGAAAGAAAGAAAGAAAAAGGGGUGACUAUGUUGUAUGAUCGUGCGACGUGUAAUAUGUGGUCAGUUCAUAAUAGAUGCGUGUCGUAUGGUAUUUUCUAAUCAUUGCACGUCAUUAUUUCUCAAACAAAUAAAAAAAAAAAAAUAUAUAUAUAUAUAUAAUAUAUAUAUAUAUAUAUACUAUGAUCCUUUCACUCUUUUAUCAGCUUGAGAAAUUAGCACAAUAGCUUUCACGAAUGAUACGGCCUGCAUGUAUCUCUUACGGAUAGCUUUGAUCAUCUUUAAACGUGCAAACAAAUAUGUGUGGUCUUCUUUACGCGUGUGGAUUUCAUAUAUGAGUCGAG